This is a messenger RNA of Cygnus atratus (black swan), 411 nucleotides long. It is a transcript of the gene VGLL2, whose product is annotated as vestigial like family member 2. Gene Ontology annotation, biological process: regulation of transcription by RNA polymerase II. The record is from RefSeq and is a predicted model, not a curated record. Lineage: Eukaryota; Metazoa; Chordata; Aves; Anseriformes; Anatidae. The transcript is spliced from 3 exons. Gene Ontology annotation, cellular component: nucleus. The coding region runs from base 1 to 411 and encodes 136 amino acids.
AUGAGCUGCCUGGAUGUUAUGUACCAAGUGUACGGGCCGCCCCAGGCGUACUUCGCGGCAGCCUACAGCCCCUAUCCCCAGAAACUCGCCUUUUACUCCAAAAUGCAAGAAGCCCCGGAGAGCGGCAGCAGCGCCAGUACCAGCAGCUCCUUCUCCGGCCACGCCGCCGCCAGCAUCAAGGAGGAGGACUGCAGCCCCGAGAAGGAGCGACCCCCCGAGGCCGAGUACAUCAGCUCCCGCUGCGUGCUCUUCACCUACUUCCAGGGAGACAUCAGCGCCGUGGUGGACGAGCACUUCAGCCGGGCCCUCAGCCAGCCCAGCAGCUUCUCCCUCGGCAGCGCCAAGGCGAGGAACGCCGGCUCCUGGCGGGCUCGACGUUACUCCUUCUGUGGUGGAUCCCUUCUGAGCUGA